AUGCUGUGCCCUGAAUGUGAUGACAUCCAGUUGGCCACCAUGUGCUCAGUGCUGGCCAGCGCCAAGGACAUGAGCAUGUCCAAGAAUGGCACCACUGGGCGCGCCUACAUCAUGGCCGCAUUGGCGCUGUGUCCUGGGACUGAUCUCCACCACAUCCAAAAGGCCACCAGCAUUACUGUGCUGGCUGCCUACACCGACUCGGAGGCGGCCAAGACUCGACAGCGCGGCCAAGCCUUGACGGACGACGGCGACUGCGAGUUGAAGCACCUCUUCCACAGCAUGAAGGAAUCAGGAAUCUUCCACAUCCACAGCUUCUGCAUUCACUAUCUCAACAAAGAUGAGCAUGUUGACCCCAACAACACCAACAAAUUUGAGGCUGUUGACUGCAACCAUCAACUUAUCAUUUGGUGCAUGCUUGGCCUCAAGGAAUGGGAACAGUUCCAGAUUGUCAAGCUAAGGUGGGACAACAUGGAUGUCAACCACCUGAUACUCAACACACUCUCACAGUCCAUCAACAAGAUCAAUGCAACAGGAGCAAUCACUGUCUCAGCCUUCAACACCUCACUUGCCCACUACAAGCAGUACACCCUUCCAGCCUGGGCUACAGCAUCUGGCACACCAAACUUUGCUCUCUAUGCUGCCUAUGUGGUACACCACUACAACCUGAUCUUCCUCUUCUUGUGUGAGAAAUCUGCUUGUCUCAACAAUCUGAUGCAUGUUGGAUGCUCUUUCCUGCUUUUAUGA
Messenger RNA from Acanthamoeba castellanii str. Neff, 744 nucleotides. RefSeq lists its product as uncharacterized. The transcript has 4 exons. The coding region runs from base 1 to 744 and encodes 247 amino acids. The record is from RefSeq and is a predicted model, not a curated record. NCBI's taxonomy places the organism in Eukaryota, Discosea, Longamoebia, Acanthamoebidae.